UUCCCGAGAGAGAUAACGGGAACAGCCGUCAUGGGUCAUGGGUAUCUCGCGCCAAAGUCAGCAUUUGGAGCCCGCACAGCGCUGGGCGAAUGAGAAUCACGGCAUCCUUAUCGUUCCAGCCGGCAUGCGGCUAUCAGUCUCUAUAUAUACAACCUCCAAGCCUCUCUCCCUUCCUGAUCCCAUUCAUCUAUCACCACACCCGCAAUGUCUGAAAAGCACAUCGACGACGAAAAGGCCAUUGGCCUCAACGCCGACGUCUCCGUACUCCCCGCCGAGACCUCCAAUGAAGACGGCCAGGCCCACCACGUUCAGCUGCACGAUGUCGACGAAGCCGCGGCUUUCGUUGCAGGGUGGAAGGGAGAGAUCACAGAGGAGAUGAGUGCAAAGAUCAGAAGAAAGUGUGACAUGCACUUGCUGCCAUUGAUGAUGUUAUUGUACUUCGUCCAGUUUACAGACAAGACGACGCUCGGAAGUAGUGCCAUCCUGGGCAUCAAGACGGAUACCAAUCUUUCACAAGCCCAGUACAACUGGCUCGGUACAAUCUUCUACCUCUCCUACCUCAUCUUUGAAUGGCCCCAAUCCGUCUUUCUCCAAAAGUUCCCACCCGGCAAAUGGAUGGCCUGCAACAUUCUGGUCUGGGCCGUGGCUCUUUGCUGCCAUGCUGCUUGUAAAAACUUUGCUGGUCUUUUCGUUUGCAGAUUCUUCCUCGGCGUCUGCGAAGGUAGUAUCACCGCUGGUUUCCUUAUCUUGACGAGCAUGUUCUACACUCAGGAAGAAGCCACCCAGAGAGUCGGCUAUUGGUUCCUCAUGAACGGUACCGCCCAGAUCUUCAACGGUAUCGUGUCUUUCGGCGUCUUGCACGUCAACCCCGAUAUCAUCUCCCCCUGGAAAGUCUACAUGCUCAUCACCGGCAUCAUGACCCUCGUCGUCGGCGUCUGCUUCUGGUUCUUCAUCCCCAACAACCCCAUGACUGCCUACUUCCUCACCCAGGAGGAAAAGAUUAUUGCUAUCGAGCGUUUGAGGGGAAAGAGUACGGGUAUUGAGAACAAGACCUGGAAGCACGAGCAAUUCAUGGAAGCGAUGAAGGACUGGAAACCUUGGGCCUUUGCCAUCUUUGCUGCGAGUAACAAUGUUGCCAACUCGUUGACCAACCAAAACAGCUUGAUCAUCAACUCAUUCGGCUUUACUACUUCCCAAACGACCCUCCUCGGCUGUGUCAGCGGGGUCAUUGAAAUCCUCACCAUCUACUCAUCCGUGCUCGUCGUCAAGAAAUGGAGAAACGCCCGAGGGUAUGUCGGCGCCUUCUACUCUAUUCCCAACAUCAUCUCGGGCGUUCUCAUGGUCGCGCUGCCGUGGUCGUGUAAGGGCGGGCUGCUGUUUGCCAUGUACCUCGGUGGUGUGGGUACCCCCGGAUUCGUCCUUUCCCUCUCCUGGUGCUCUACGACCAAUACGGGACAUACCAAGAAGGCUACUGCCAAUGCCAUGUUGCUCAUUGGUUAUUGUCUCGGUAACCUCCUCUCUCCCCAGAUGUGGCAAGCCAAAUACUCUCCCCGCUACUACCUCCCCUGGGGCAUUAUCCUCGGUACCUAUGUGAUCAACCCCCUCAUCCUCCUCUCCAUUCGCUACUUACUCAACCGCGAAAACAAGCGCCGAGACCGAUUGGUUGAGACGGGCCAGCUGGAGAUUGAGAAGUUUGUGGAUGAGCAUGGGGAUGAGAUUGACCCGACAUUCUUGGAUAUGACUGAUCACAAGAACUUGUCUUUCCGAUACCCUCUGUAGAGUGGGACGUCCUUUCGUGGAUCGUUGCCUUAUCGUAUCGUCGUUGUUGUUGGAGCAUUAGAAGACUUGCUCCAAGUUUUUCAAUAUUUGUCUUUUUUACUUACGCCAAAAUAUAAGGGUCUCAGAUAUAUUGGUGGAUUGCGCCGUUGUGCUACGUUGACUUGGGUUGUACAAGGUUUGGUAAACAGUUGUAGAUUUUAUAGUACUUCAGAAUUACGAAUGAUCUCUCGGAUUCGAACCGUCUUUGGGGUUUGUUGAACUCCAUUUUUGAUAACGUCAGUUGGUUUCGCCGGAAAGUGCUGUCAGAAACAAUGCAUGACGAUUAUACAAGACAG
This is a messenger RNA of Cryptococcus amylolentus CBS 6039, 2114 nucleotides long. RefSeq lists its product as hypothetical. Gene Ontology annotation, molecular function: transmembrane transporter activity. Lineage: Eukaryota; Fungi; Basidiomycota; Tremellomycetes; Tremellales; Cryptococcaceae. Gene Ontology annotation, biological process: transmembrane transport. The transcript is spliced from 10 exons. The record is from RefSeq and is a predicted model, not a curated record. Gene Ontology annotation, cellular component: membrane. The coding region runs from base 205 to 1779 and encodes 524 amino acids.